This is a messenger RNA of Helicoverpa armigera (cotton bollworm), 2335 nucleotides long. RefSeq lists its product as uncharacterized. Bases 217 to 2208 code for a protein of 663 amino acids. The transcript is spliced from 4 exons. The record is from RefSeq and is a predicted model, not a curated record. NCBI's taxonomy places the organism in Eukaryota, Metazoa, Arthropoda, Insecta, Lepidoptera, Noctuidae.
AAAUUAAUCUGUGGUUGACUUGACAUUGCAUGCCUCCGUAAUUUAAUGAAAUUGUAAUAGGUAUUUUCACAACAAAAAUAUGUGUGGAUACAUAUUAAUUUUAUGUGAAAACUUGUAGAUUAAUUACUGAAGUCGUUUUUAAGAUUUAUAGAAUAGAUCGUGUAGUAUAUACCUUUAGUUUAUGAUUAAAUUUUGGUUCUUGUGUUUGUGAACAUCAUGGGGAGUGAAAAAGAUCGAUUGUCGGACCCGGGCGACGGCGAAGAUAUACCAAGUGAUUUCUUCGACGACUUCACCAGGGAUGAGUUUAUGGAAGGUUUGAGUGUUAUAGACAGCUGGGACGAUGAAGAUGGGGGCGGCAAGCGACGGGAGAUGCGGCGCAUCAACAUGGAGACCAUCGACAGUGUCAAAGACCUCCGGGAACUGAUUAGUGAUAAAGAGGACACCAAACAGAGGACUCCGAAUAUAAAGUUCGAAGAUAAGUACAAGUGGCGCAAGCAGGACCACGAGGGAGAAGGCAGCAGCACAUCCGCGGAUAAUUUCACCAAGCCCGGCAGCAGGCGGGAUCCGAACAAGACCAACGAAGCCAUCAAGAAAGACAAAGAAGUAAAAGUGAAAGAGUAUCUUGCGAAACAUUUGGAGUCAUCGGAUGAUCUUCGGCCACCUGGCACAGAGUUGGACGACUAUUUUGAUGGUGAUAAAUCUAAAGAACGUAAGAAAUCUCCAAAGCGCGUCUCGGAGGGCGUGGAACCUCCUCCGCAUCGCCCCGCAUGGACGAGAAAGGAACCUUACCGAAGCCCUCGUCGCUACAGCCCUCGUCGCGUGAGCCCUCAACGUCGAAGAUAUAGUCCUCAUUUUCGCAGAAGUCCACCACGCUACAUCCGACCGCGAUUCAGUCCUCAUAAGCACUUCAGGAAGCGGUACAGCCCUCCAAGACACAGUCCAAGAAGAUAUAGUCCUUCACGUCCACGCGCACACAGUCCCCCACGCCGGCGGCGAUCAUCCAGAUCUCCUGUGAGGCGGCCUUACGAGUCUCGAAGAUCACGCUCGCCAAGAUCUCGUAGUCCACAUAAAACUGAUUCUUUCCUUUACCCAAAUGAUCCACAGGGAGCACCGGGCUACCCUCUUGAUAAUUCUAUGACCUAUCAGCCAGAGCUAGGCGCCGUAUAUAGUGCUCCUAAUGAAUUUUCUAGUGUUGCUCCUGGAUAUUCUUAUCCUCAGGGAAUGGCGUAUGGAACUGGUUUUCCAGCUCCAUAUAGCUAUGGGACACAACCGACUAUGCCGGGCAGUGUUCCCGUUCCCGGGCCACUUCCUCUGCCGACUAUAAACCCUGUGCCAGCACCCCCUCUCAAUGCAGUGCCGGCUCCUGCCAUGGUGCCAGCGCCUGCAUCUACUCUUCCUGUCUUAGAACAGAAAACACCCUAUGAUGCUUUGGCACAAUUAGUUGCAGAGGGAAAAAUUUCUCAAGAAGAUUAUCUUAAGCUUGCACCAAAUAAAGGUGUAAGCAGUUGUUUGGAUUCAAAAACCAUGACUGGAGUUAUGUCUCGGUGCAAUGAAGCUAUAAGGAAGUUGGAGAAGUUGGUCCUGCCCAAUCAUUUGAUGAUGAACAACCAUAUUAUUGGAGUGGAACCUAAAUCCUUGGAGUCCAAAUUUUGUUCGCCGCUGAAGAGACAAGCAGUAAUCGAAUUCAACUUCACAAAGACCAAUGGACCCACAUUGGCACAACAGAACAAGCAGUUGGUGGAGAGCAUCAUCACUACUAUUGGAUUGGAUAAGGUGGUCUCCAGAUACAAGAGGAAACUGCGUAAGGACGUGAAGGAUGCUGCUGUACAAACAACAAAACCCUAUUGCGACGUAUGUGAAAUACGCGAGUCCACAAAGUUCCACGAAGUUGGCACGGUUGUUGAUCCUGAACACUUUAGUUGUACUGUUCACACGCAAGUUGUGGAACACGAUUUAGUUAAUUCUAAAUCUGUGUUCAACCCGACCGGUAGUGCUUCUGAAGGAGCUCCUAUCUCUAUAUCUCACCUGACUCCGGCGCAGUUGGUGUCCCAGCUGGCGGCGCGCGCGAAGACGCUGAAGCAAUCAUCGCCUGUACCGCCAUCAAUGCAUCAGAACCAGUUCGGCAGAAGAAACCCCAACUACGACUACGACGGCAGAGGUGGAGGCCAACAGCAAUAUCACCAUGGUUACAACCAGUAUCGUUAUUAAAAAACCUGGAAGGCAGAUUGACUGAAUUCUAUUUACAGAGCUGUGGUUAGCAUAAAUAUUUUUAAACAUCAACAUUUACUCAUUACGGUCAAAAUGAUUUUGAAAUAAAAUAAUUUCCUAUAGUGUA